This is a messenger RNA of Daldinia caldariorum, 1172 nucleotides long. RefSeq lists its product as uncharacterized. The record is from RefSeq and is a predicted model, not a curated record. NCBI's taxonomy places the organism in Eukaryota, Fungi, Ascomycota, Sordariomycetes, Xylariales, Hypoxylaceae. The coding region runs from base 399 to 872 and encodes 157 amino acids. Gene Ontology annotation, molecular function: carbon-sulfur lyase activity. The transcript is spliced from 3 exons.
CAUAUCCCUCAUACAUAAUAUAAUACAUAAUAAUAGAACAGCUGGAAGAUAAGAUAUGCGAGCAGAUACCUAAGAUGACUGUACCAGGUAAGGGUUACGCGAUCCUUCCCAUGCGGAUGUCCGUACCUACCUACCUUAGGUACCUCUUACAUACACAUAGGUAAUCAUUAAUAAUGCAGCAUAUUACGGGAGAAAGAUUUAUGAAAGAUGAAUAAUAUAGCUACAGCUCGGGCUCUGUAUAUAUAUAUAUUAUAAAAAAAUAUCUACCUUUUACAUUAAUACAAUAUAUUUCAUAUACGGCACCGCUAAAAACAACCUGUCUUACGCAUGCAAGUAGCUGAUUAUCAACUGUAACUACGGAAAGGGAAGAAAAAAAAGAAACAAACCGAAACGAAAUCAUGAGCGCCGCCGAGGAGAAAGUCGAAGACAAGAAGAAGGAGGAGAACAGCGGCACGUACGAAGCCGGCUGCCACUGCGGCUACAUCAAGUUCGCCGUGACCUUGUCCCCGCCGCUGCCCGAGUACAAGGUGGUCGAGUGCAACUGCUCCGCGUGCACGCACCUGGGGUAUCUGCUCGUGUACCCCAAAGCCUCGGAAAUCGUAUGGCACAACGACGGCCGGGGCCGGUGCGCCAGCUACCGCUUCAACACGAAGGGCAAGGACCAGAUGUUCUGCCCCAAGUGCGGCACCAGCCUGGGCAUUGACUUCUUGGACACGUUGGAGGACCAUGUGUAUGGGAUUAGCGCCCGCUCGUUCUACGGCAUCGACCUCAGCACCCUAAACUACAAGAAGCUUGACGGUAGGACCAAGGUCCCGCCCGCGCGGGACUUGUCCGGACACGUCUGGGACGAGGAGAAGCAGCAGCUGACGUAGUCGGCGGCGGAGGCGGAGGAAGAGGAGGAGGCAGGCGUGUUGGAGUCCGAGGGUUAGGAAGGAAGGGUGGAAGAAAGAAAGUGUUGGUAUGAAAUUAAAAAGAAGGGAAGGAAAAUAAGAUAAAAAAAAUAUUGUGAUGAGAAAUAGAAAUCUUAGACACUGAGUUCUUCGGAAAGAUAAUAGGUACAUAUAUACCUAUGUAUCGUGAUUAUUUUUGCUCCUAUUCUCUUCCAACCCCCGGGUUCUCCAUAUGAAAUACGAAGCAUAAUUUGUAUAAUCAACUUCAGUCAUCAACUCAUC